CAUGGGGACCAGCCGGCGGAGUCAGUCCUUUCGAGAACCCCAGUCUUGCUAUGGGAAGCUCCAGGAGCCCCAGGGGAGGUCCCUUGAGGGCCGACUCCACAGAGCACUGAGCCUAAGACAGGGCCGUGAGAAGUCCAGAUCCCAGGGCCUUGAUGAGGGCAUGGAAGGGCUAGAGGCCUCUGCUCACGAGCGGCUUCCAGGGACCCUGGGAGACACAGAGCAGCUGAUCCAAACCCAGGGACGAGGCAGCCAGCGGUGGCUGAGGCAAUACCAACAGGUUAGGAGAAGGUGGCAGAGCUUUGUCGCUAGCUUCCCUGGGGUGACCCUGAAUCGACCUGCCUCCCCAGAGCCCCCACUGGACACCAACAGCUAGAGAUGCUGUAGGAGAUGGCCCCUCGCGGCACCCUGCUGGACUGCUACAGCUCCCCAUCAGUUUCUUUGCGGCUUUUCUGCACUCUGGACUGCUCUGACCUUUGGCUUUUCUCGUGUGACCCACGGAGGCCUCUGCCACAGUUCGUUCAAGGUCCUAUGUGGCUGCCUUCUUGGCUCUCAGUAAAGACCUUUGGGCCUGAGAAGAAGGGGUUCAUCUCUCUGCCUUCUAGACUGGGAGACCCCCUCAACUGACAUUUGAAGGUCUCGGGAACCUGCACAGAAGUGGAAGUGUUGACCCCCUAACCCCCCACAGACCAACUGUCCACUUCCAAGACAGAGUUCAGUGAAGCCAUACGUGGCUGAGAAGUUCUUGGAUGUUGCCUGGUCACAGAGCCAAGCUCCACUCGGCUUUCUGGUCCUCUGCUAGUGACAGGCCAGGACACAGAGCAGACAGCCUCAAAGGCAAGUCUGGACGGUCCUCUGUGCUGGGUACUGAAUGGCUGAGAGGCUCAAGCAUGCAUUUUGUUGCCUUUUGGCCUCAUGGUGUCCCGGUGAAGAAGGCAGGGGAAGUCUUCCCUCCUAUGUGACAGAGGG
Molecule: messenger RNA, 966 nt
Organism: Nannospalax galili (Upper Galilee mountains blind mole rat)
Lineage: Eukaryota; Metazoa; Chordata; Mammalia; Rodentia; Spalacidae
Gene: CUNH11orf86
Product: chromosome unknown C11orf86 homolog
Exons: 2
Coding region: 2-373 (123 amino acids)
Source: RefSeq, a predicted model, not a curated record